Molecule: messenger RNA, 1953 nt
Organism: Tigriopus californicus
Lineage: Eukaryota; Metazoa; Arthropoda; Copepoda; Harpacticoida; Harpacticidae
Product: protein sneaky-like
Cellular component (GO): membrane
Source: RefSeq, a predicted model, not a curated record
UUCAUCUAUUACUACGUCACUUUCCUCAUCCUUGAUCCAAUUAUCCCUCCAGAACAAGGAAAUAACAGUACAGACUCAAUUGUUAACGGCCCUGAAACCAAAAUUGAUCCUUGCAAGCCCUCAUCCUUUCCAAGUGGUCGUUUAAGAAUGGAUGCUGACAAUGAAACAAUGGCAUAUCGAGACCACGCCCUAGGAGGAAUGGUGGGUUUGGGAGUGACAGGAUCCUUGGGAUUGGCCAGUAUCUUUUCUACACACAUUCGGAGUUCCAUGAUGCUUAUCAUUCCUGGAUUAUUUGCAGCCCGAGGAAGGUCUUUAAUGCUGACUGCUGCGAUGGGAAUCCUCAUAGAUGGUCCAAUCAACAACAUCAACUACAACGUGGAGCAAAUCAUCGGAAGCGUCACAUGCAUGUACGAGCAGAUGAAAACCAUGGCUUGUCGAUACGACAUUCAGUUUCGAAACGUAUUCGACCAAGUGGCCGGAAUACUGGAAGAUAUUCACGAGAUUGUCCAAGAACAAAGGCAACAAAUUGCUGAAAUGGCCUCACAUUUAUCCCAAGAUCUUCAAGCCGAAGUUCGAGCUCAUCAAAGAAGAGUUCAGAAAAAAAUGGAGAACUUAAAGGGAAAAUUGGGAACACUGCAAGGAGUGAUCAACGCUCCAGGAAACCUUUUGAAUGGCGUUUGUUCCGGCGUGAAUUCUGCCCUAGCAGGGACCGGACGCUUCUUUCAAGACGUGGGAAAGGGUCUGGGAGAUACGGUGAAAAAAAUUUGGAACUUCUUUGGCCGACGACGAAAACGGGACAGCGGUUGCGGAAUUCCAUCAGUGAUCCCUUCAAUAGGUGACAUUAACGUUCCCGAAGUGAACCUGGAUGCCUUGAAGAAAUGGGCUAAAGAACUGUUUCCCGACCUGAAUGUCUUGGACUUAAAUCUGAGCGAAUUUGAAGGCACUAUUGACUCAACAAGUAUUCUUGAACUCCGCGGCAAAAUUAUUGGCAUUCUGAGAGACGUGUUUGAAAUGGUUCAAUCGUGGACCAAGCACACGAAAAAAAUCUUCUACUUGGUCUCACUGAUUCUCGUCGUCUUGGAUGCAUUUCAAUACCUCAAAAACUAUUGGUCAGAUGACUCCUUCGACAAUUUGUACGUGGAUAAUAACCUCCGUCGUUUAUGGCGUGAUCACGGGAAAGAAAAGCUAACUCCAUUGAGACAUUGGGAACUGAAUGAAAAGUUUCAAAUGAGUGCUUCGGUGAAGAUUUCCAAACGUGAAGCAACAAGAAUACUGACCCAGUCCAUUCCAACCAUGGUGUUUACGGCCAUAGUCAUUGCAGUUCUAGUGACGGACUUUGCAUUGGCCAACUUAUUGGGAGUUCUCCUUGAACACGGAGAUUAUGCCAUUUCUUUUGCUGGGAUGGAGCAAGGACUGAACCUUGGGGAUCUUUUUGGUCAGGUCAAUUCGGGUGAAGUGUCGUUAGCAUCAUUGAAACUGGAGGGUUUUGACAUGAGCUCGGAGCCUUGCCUCCCAAGAGCAACACAUACGAGUUACUCAUCGCUCUCCAUUCUGGCCCUGAUCAUUGUCGUAUCAGGGUGCUCUUGCAUCUUUGAUGCCUACGCAUGCCGUUGGAGAGCCGUGAUCUGCAAUUUUUAUUACUCGACAAGGGCCAAAGAACGGGGAGAAUACUUGUACAAGCGGAUCAAAGCGGGCAGAGGCAAUCGCCGGUUUCAAAUGACACUCGUCGUUAAACGCGAACUCAAGCGAAGAGAGCUUUUGCGUACUUUUGCUUCUUGGGCGAAUAUUCCAAUCAUUGCUAUGUUGAACUUGAGGGCAUGGAGAUGCCCUUCUUGCAUGUGGAAAGCUCCAAAGUCAGACUGCGUCUCGGUUGUCAUCGGUAAUGAGAAAACUUGGAUAUGUUCAGAUUGCUAUAAAGAUUAUUGAUUUUGUAAUACAAAGAUCACGAAUGCC